Dendrobium catenatum is the source of this 2838-nucleotide messenger RNA. RefSeq names its product ubiquitin carboxyl-terminal hydrolase 27. The transcript has 12 exons. NCBI's taxonomy places the organism in Eukaryota, Viridiplantae, Streptophyta, Magnoliopsida, Asparagales, Orchidaceae. Gene Ontology annotation, cellular component: cytosol; nucleus. Gene Ontology annotation, biological process: protein deubiquitination. The record is from RefSeq and is a predicted model, not a curated record. Gene Ontology annotation, molecular function: cysteine-type endopeptidase activity; cysteine-type deubiquitinase activity. Bases 374 to 2182 code for a protein of 602 amino acids.
UACAUCACCUUCUCUGCUUCCGUCGUCCACCUAAUAGCUGCUCGAUCAUCACAUCCACUGCCUCAGUCCAAUCCAAAGUCGAAGCGCAUUCCUACAAAGGUUUGCUGCAGUUGGAGCCUGCAUGGCUCAGGUGGGUAGCUUGAAGAGUAAAUUAAAAGACCCAUCCCUUUCGAAGCUACCACAACGCCUUUCCACCGGUCCCGGCCUUCAAUCUAAACCUCAAUCGCCCACCCUCUUCUUGAUUGCGUCCUUCAAGGUGAAGAAGUCGCUAUCUUCUUGCUUCAUUAAUUUUGAUUAGCUUUGUCUUUCUAGCGAUGCUAGCACCAUUGCGUUUCAUGGAGCCUUUGCAGGAGACAGCCUGAUCAUCUUUUCAAUGAAGCACAAAAGGGAAGUGAGCAUCUACGAGCUCAUUAACAACAUUAAGAAUGGGUAUCAGGUACUCUUCUUGUCUAAGGGAUCCUCGAAACCAUUUCUACUUCAAAGUAUUUUGGCUGGUGCCCUAGGGCUGGGAGUAGGACUUGCCGGUCUGAGCUGGUCACGGCGUGAUGGAUAUUUUUUGUUGCCAUGGCUAUCCGAUCAAACUGAACCUUCCACUGAGUCUCUGGCAACUGUUGCUGGAUUGCGAAAUCUGGGGAACAAUUGCUUUCUUAAUUGUAUUUUACAGAAUGUUGAACAGUCACUUGCGAGCUCCAGAUGUUUCCUUCCAUUUCUCCAAAACUUGCUGGUCCUGGAUGAUGUAGGGGAUGAACAAAAAGCUGAAACAUUGCCUCUUGUUGUUUCUUUGACUUCACUUCUUGAAGAACUGUGCGUAGUUCACAAUGAGAAGACUGUAGUAAACCCAAGAAACGUGAUGCUUGCUAUGGGCCAAUAUGUCCAGGACUUCAAUUUGAUGAGACAACAGGAUGCUGCGGAAGCAUUCAUCCAUCUCUUGUCUUCCUUAGAGAAAGAAAUCAUUGAGCAUUUUAUUCAUUUGCAACAUGGUGGAUCUCUCGCAGACAUCACUGCCUUCUCUUCUAGUAGGAUUUACAACCAAGAGAAGGGAACGCCACAUGAAUUCGAGAAAUGGAAGAAGCUUUUUAUUGGGCCAUUUGAUGCAGUUAUUGGGAGCUAUUUAAGAUGCCAAACUUGUUCAAAUAUGCUUUCAGUGGAUUUGGAGUUAUUGCGCUCCUUGCCUCUCUCACCUGUGCUGGAUAGAAAUGCUGAUAUUAUGGAGGGCUGCAGCUUGUUCGAUUGCCUUAGGCAUUUCACCAAAUUGGAGCGUGUUGAUGAUUAUCGCUGUGGUAGAUGUUGGCAUGCAGCUGCCUUGAAGCAACUCUUUUAUAGAACUGAAAAAGAUGAGGUUAAAAUUAAAAAACUCAGCGACUGUGUCAAGUAUGAUUCUUGUGAUUGCAAAAACCUUUUUUGCGAUGAAGAAAUUUCCUGGACUGGUAUUUCACAUGCUUUAAAGAAAUUAAGUAUCAUUAAAUGUCCGAAGGUACUUUGCUUUCAUUUGCAACGGGCGUCAAUGAACUGCUAUGGUGAAUUGGUCAAGCUUCAGGGACAUAUGUCUUUUCCAUUGUUUCUCGACCUUUCUGCAUUUGUGGAAACUGCAACAAAAUUGGGGCAAUUGACUUCUGUAAAAUAUAUGCAUAGCAACAUGAAGGCACUAGAUUGCGCAUUGCUCAAGCAACAGGACAUGCGGAUGCUACAACAUUUUUACAGAAUGGUUGGUCAAAACCCUUCUGUGGCAUCCUUGUCUGAAAUUAAGUUAGAAGUACCAUCUGGUGAACUUUUAGAAAGUAAACUCUUGGAAGCUGCUUCUGUAGACAACAGUGAGAAGAUGGUAACAGAGUUGGCUGCUGAUUUAGAUCAAACCUGCAUCAUUCCAGAAAGAGGUUACAGUGAAAAGGUAGGAAUCGCAAGAUCAUCAGCGAGUUGUAUGUACCAGCUCCGUUCAGUUGUUGAGCAUUACGGAAGGCCUGGCAGUGGACAUUAUGCAGUUUACAGGAGAAUGGAAUCUCAAUUAUCUUUUGGUGCUGCUGGGGAGCUACCAGAUUCCAUGAAUGGAUCUUGGGUUUAUAUUUCUGAUACUAAAGUCAAACGUAUCAGUUUGGAGGAUGUUCUUGCAGCGGAGGCAAGCAUGCUUUUUUAUGAGAAGGUUGAGGCUGAUAUUCAUGAAUCAGAAUUCAGAAAUCUUACUUAAUGGACAACACAAGCUUUUGGCUAUACUAAGAUUACAGCGCCGUCGUGAUGCCUAUGAUGCUACAGUACACGUGUACAGCGUUGCAAUGCUCCAAUGUAGAAUGCCGCGAGACUAUACGGUCCCUCUAUAACCCCCGGUGAACUUGACCAAUAGAUUAAGGUCUAAGUCAACAUUAUAACCCGCCGAUGAGCUCGAUGGAUAGAAUUGAGGUCUAAGUCAACAUUAUAACCCGAUUGAUCGACACAAUCAGAUUCCACAAAAACUAACACACUACAGUUGUUUUAAUAUUUAAUUAUGUUCAUGAAGACAUGCUGCUUCAAUACUUGGAGUCUAAGAGUGGGAAGGGAUAAUGGUAGGCAGUGCUCUGCAAUAAAUUGCUUGGAAUGGAGAUAAACCUAAAGAUCCAUGACUUGUCAUGUUUUAAGAAAACUCUGCUUUAGACAGAAAUUUCUGAUAUGAGCUUCUAUCACUCGAAGUCGUGCCGCGCGCUAAGGCGCAAUAAUUCUCCACAAAGCACUCACAAAACUAUAGUUAUAGUCUGAUAUAAAUUUACAUGGUGUUACGUACAAAUAUUGUAAACUGAAGUCAUUCUACUCAUUGUAUCGAUGAAAAUGAAAAUUGAUGUUUAAGAGCUGAAAAAUGUGCAUAUUUGAAAA